AUGCCCAUCCCUUUCAGGGUUGCUGACCCGGACGACCUCGAGGUUGCCUCCCGCCUGUCGGACUACGACUUCGACUAUGACUUCGAAGGUCUCGAUGGUGGUGAUGGCGGCGAUUCGCCAUGGUCGGAUCCCUGGUCGGAGCCUCAAGCACCAAGAACACCGAUCCAGGACACGAAGGAUGAUGAUGAGCCCACACCAUGGCGCUGUUUGCGUUGUGAUGGCCAGCGGUUCUCUCCCUCGGAGGGCCACAGCGGUUGGAUUUGUUUGACGUGCUCCCACGACGAGUUCUACCGGGUCGACAGGCCUACCAAGAAGGUGAACCCCUCUGGCGCCUGGGUUUUUGUUCCCACCUCACCUGGCAGGGAAUCCAAGGCCCAGAAGAGACGCCGUAGGAGGACCAAGCAUGGAGGCCCACCGGACGGAGACGAAGGAGAUCUAUAUGAAGAACAAGCCGAAUCUGAAGACUCACCAAUGACCCAGUGGUUGAACCUGAGCCACAGGAUGCAGGACGCCAGCUUGGUGGUUAUGGACGAGGCCCACGACGAGCUCUUCCAGGAACACCUGUUCGAGGUUCUGGAGUAUCUCAAGGCCCUCCACCUGAUCUACCUGAUCUACCGGGCGCGGCGGACCUUCCUGGCGCGGCUGGAUCGACGCCUCGAACGUUCUGGACUACCUGACCAGACUCCUGACCGGUCACGACAUUCCGGGAAGGAGGACAAGAGCUCAUCUCAGGGCUCAUGGAACUCAAAGAAAGGGCCAGCACCAGGCCUGAAAUGGAAGUCGGGACAACCUCCUCCUGUCCCGACAUGGAAGUACGACCAGUCUGACAUGAGGGCAUUUGCAAAGUUCUCCAAGAAGAUCAGCAUCUGGCGCCUCCAAAUGGAAGCUUACGCCAGCAAGAAGGAUCAGGCCCUCAUGCUGUACAAUGGACUCACCGGUGAGCUUGAACAAGAAUUAGAACACUUGGACAUCGACCAGAUCCACAAGGACGACGGGGUCGAUGUCAUCAUGAAGCUUUUGCAGAGGCCAUUUGAACAACGCAUCAUCUAUCAAAAACGACGCUUCCUGCACGAGUUCGAAUCCUUCCGCCGCUUCAACCAGGAAAGCAUGCGGGCCUAUGUGCAGCGCUUCAGACGCGUUCAGAGGUCCCUCCUGGCGGUCGGAGUCGACAUAUCGGGAACGUUUGAUUCCGAUUCGCUCGGCUCAAGGCUUUUGGACCGCAGCGGAUUGAGUCAUCAUGAUCAACGGAUGAUCUUAGUGGGCCCGCAACAAAGCCUUAGCUUUGAGGCCAUUGCCGAAUGCCUCGUUCUUCAAUGGCCAGAGUUCAGGCCGGCUCCAGCGGUCAUGUCUGGAUCCGGAAAAGGCAAAGGGAAGAAUUUGACCUCGAGCUCUUCUACCUCCUCCUCGACUACCACAUCGAGCUUCUCAAAAGGUGGCAGCAAAGGACCACCAAGACGGCAGACCUACUUGACUGAGGUCCCCGAGAUGGAGGUCGCUGAAGAUGAAGAGUUCGCUGAUGCUCAGGAAGACCCCGAGUGUGACGCUGACGGCGAUGCAGAGCCAUCGAACGGCGAUGACGCCGAAGGAGAUCCUCAAGAGGACGAACCUGACCUCUCCGAGCUCGCUGAGGUCCUCACAGUGACAGCCCGAAAACUCAGCGGCGUCACUUUGGGUCGAAAGUUUUCCAAUUCAGCUGGUGGCAAAACCAAGAAGUCGCCCGAAGAGCUUCGAAAAACGACUCACUGCUCGGCAUGCGGCGCCUUGGGCCACUGGUAUCAGGACAAAGAAUGUCCACUCAAUCCAGGAGCUGGUGGAGGAAAAGCUGGAGGAAAGUCCGGCAAAGGACCAAAGGGAUCCUCGACCUCCUACCGUUCAGCAGGUCACGACAAAAAGCCCACUCACUCCGUGUCCGUCGCGCAGCACCACCAGUAUGGGUCGUUGGAGGUUGGGACGCCCCCGGAUGAGUUUGGUUCAGCUUUCUCCAUCAACAUGGUCAAUAGCAUCCCCUACAAGGUCAAUGAGGUCAAGAACUAUUCCACGGACGGGGAGCUCGCUGGUUUUAUGGUUUUGGAUUCGGCAUGCCAAAGGACACGUUGUGGAACCCUUUGGUAUCGGCACCACCAAGACCUUUUGGGAAACUAUGGCCUGAAGACCAAGGAGAUUGAUUCGUAUGACCUCUUCCAAUUUGGCAAAGGAGAUCCCACCAAGUCCACUACAAGGGCCUACAUCCCCAGCUAUUUGAACAAUGUCCCCUUGGUCAUCGGUGCCGGUGUUUUGCCCGAGCGUGUUCCUUUGUUGGGUAGCAACUCCCUCCUGGACAAGUUGGGGUCGGUGAUCGAUUUGCCGAAUCGUGCAGUUCAUUUCACGGCAUUGCAUUCACCUCCGCCAUGGCUGGCGAGAUGGAGGCGGAUCGUGUCGGCUCUCGACGCGUUCCGGAGGAACGUCUGGAUCUACAUGAUGGGGGGCGUGCGGCUGGGCAUGAUGCCGCGAGACUGGCUCCAAUCGGCAGUUCCGCCGAUCCUGAGUCCUCGCCUCGACCCGGACUCCUGCGAGCACAAGGACAUCAAGAGGUACGGCAACGCCCAUGGCCGCUUUGCGAGAUGCAAUCAGUGCCUGAGAAAAUGGAGAUGGAACACCAAGAAGGGGGAUUGGGACAUUUGGUAUUCCCGCGGCGAUGGCUCUCCAAGUUCCUCUUCAGCACCAUUGCCAUUGCCUCAGCCGUCAUCGAAGGCCACACCUCCUUUGGGAGCCUCUCCAAAGAAGAUCAAGCCCAAGUUCAAGGCAGCACCAGCGGCUCUACAACGUCAAGCUCGCAUCAGGGACUACGAGCGGACGGACCCUACUUCGACGCCGCUGAGUGGAUGGACGAACUUUCGCUUGGGCUACACCCUCCAUACGGACCACCUGGACGAGCAGGGGCGCUACGAGCUGUUCCAGAUCUUGGAGCAGGAAUCUCCUCUGCAAGCAGAACCUACGACGGUGGCAGAGCACAUCUUCCUCAACGAGGAGACCUACCAGCCGCAGCGGGAGAAGCUGGAGAUGUUGGCGGAUCGCAAACGCCACGAGCGACUGGCCGAGAUGGGAGUUCUUCGCGAGGAGGACGACGAGAUCAUGGAUUGGGGUCUGGUGGACGACGAGCUCAACCACAUGGUCCAGAGCCUCAACCAGUUGGUACCGGAUCCAUGA
Molecule: messenger RNA, 3186 nt
Organism: Durusdinium trenchii
Lineage: Eukaryota; Dinophyceae; Suessiales; Symbiodiniaceae
Source: the annotation of a GenBank genome assembly